GAACCGUGGAAUCUCCAUCGGACCUGGAUGUGGAAUUGAGUCAACCUGCCCAGGGCCCGCAACGACGAAUUAUCCCCUCUCCUCUCAUCGAGCCCUCCUUCUCCUAUAUCGGUACACUUUCACCGCUCCUAGGACCAUCUCUGGUCCCAUCCAUCGUUUGUUUGUCUAAUCCUCAACAGACAAAGCCACCGACCCUCACAACCCACCCUCCUCCCGCGAUGCCUCCGACGAGCAACUUCUUCCGCGCCUCGCGGCCGGUCUUCCGCGCCGGGUUCACCGCGUCGCAGGCCCGCAACGCCUUCGGUCGGACGGGCGGCUUCCGCCAGAAUGCGGGCAGGCGAUUCCAAAGCACCACCGCCGACGACGCCGCCGCCGCGAAGGCGAGCUGGUUCAAGAGGAUGUGGGACAGCCCGAUCGGCCUGAAGACGGUGCAUUUCUGGGCCCCUGUCAUGAAGUGGGCGAUCGUCCUGGCCGGCGUCUCCGACUUUGCCCGCCCGGCCGAGAAGCUCUCUCUUACCCAGAACGGCGCCUUGACCGCUACCGGUAUAAUCUGGACUAGGUGGUGCUUGAUCAUCAAGCCUAAGAACUAUCUCCUCGCUGCCGUCAACUUCUUCCUCGGCGUCGUGGGUGUCAUCCAGGUCACCCGGAUCGUCAUGUACAACCAGUCGCAGAAAGGCUUGCACGUGAACCCCGACGAGAUCAAAGACGAGGUGAAGGAGGCCAUCAAGUCGUAAAUCAGGACGCUCCCCUCCAUGGUUGUUUGGGGCUUGGGAUAUGUGGGGUGGGGGUGAUACCUUCGGGAUCUAAUGACUGGGCCGUUUGUGACGGAAUUCGGCUCAGCUUUCUCUACGCGCUAGAAAUAUAAGGAUAUCGGUGGGAUGGGGCCCGUGGUCCUGGCCAGAGACGUGGCUGAUCCAUUCGGAGAUAUUAUCUAGAGGAUUUGGUAUUCAUUAGGGUC
Molecule: messenger RNA, 958 nt
Organism: Phialemonium atrogriseum
Lineage: Eukaryota; Fungi; Ascomycota; Sordariomycetes; Cephalothecales; Cephalothecaceae
Exons: 4
Coding region: 219-734 (171 amino acids)
Biological process (GO): pyruvate import into mitochondria
Cellular component (GO): mitochondrial inner membrane
Molecular function (GO): pyruvate transmembrane transporter activity
Source: RefSeq, a predicted model, not a curated record